UUUUAAUUAGAGAAUGGUUAAAAGUGUCAUUGGUGGAAAUAAAGAAAAAUUUGUUGUUGAUUCUUCAAUUAAGCAUGUGAAUUCUCUCAUGGUGACCUUUAGAUAUGAAGAGAGGCACAAGGUACUUACUCGAAGUGGAAAAUAUUUAAACAAGGCUACCAAGUCUCUUGCACUUUUACUUAUAGGGUAUAUGAAAGCAAAUGAAGCAUCUUGCCCUAAUUAUGUCAGACUUUUAGCAAUUUUGAGAAAAUAUGCAAUAGAAACAUCAGAUAUUACUGAAAAGAAAAAUUUCUACCAUUCCUUUAAGUUGUGGACUAACAGCAAGUAUGCUGAAUUAAGUGAAGAGGACAGGAAGUCAAUAAUGGAAGAAGAUGGAUCAAUUUGUUACAAUACCACCUUAUCAGCUACAAGUGGUAGUAACAGUGGGUGGGAUUCAGAGGUGGAAGCUACUCCCAGUCCAUAUAGUUGUGCUUACACUUAAAACGUUAAUCAUUUAUUCACAAUUCAGAACACUUCAUUAUUCAUUCUUUGAUUAUUUACCCAUUACCAAUGAUGA
This is a messenger RNA of Amphimedon queenslandica, 556 nucleotides long. RefSeq lists its product as uncharacterized. The coding region runs from base 14 to 481 and encodes 155 amino acids. The transcript has 3 exons. NCBI's taxonomy places the organism in Eukaryota, Metazoa, Porifera, Demospongiae, Haplosclerida, Niphatidae. The record is from RefSeq and is a predicted model, not a curated record.